GACUACACUCCUUCUAAGCGGCUGCAGUCAUUUUAUCCGACCGGCUUCUCAGGGUGAGGCACCUCUCGGAUGUCGCCGUGAAAUACUUCCAAAGCGAAACAAAGGUGCUCGGUUAAAAGAAACAAAAAAGUGAAUCCAGGUAGAAUAUAAAAGAAAUCAAGAUGAUGUCAGAAGAAGAUCGCAUGCGGAUGGAGCUGCAAAGAAUGCAGAGGAAAGCUGAUGAAAUCACAGAUGAGUCACUUGAAAGCACAAGAAGAAUUCUGAGAACUGCAGAAGAGACCCAAGAUGUUGGGAUCAAGACACUGGUUGAGCUUGAUGAGCAAGGUGAAAAGCUCGACAGAAUUGACCAGACGCUGGAUAACAUCAACACAGAUAUGAAAGAAGCAGAGAAGAAUUUGACUGGCCUUGAGAAGUUUUGUGGCCUCUGCAUAUGUAGUUGUAGAAGGAAAAAGAACUUUGAGAAAACUGAAGAAUAUAAGAGAGCAUAUGGGAGAAAAGAUGAUGACAGACGAUCAGAUGCAAAGGGGAACAUAAAUGGUGGCCAUAGAGGAGAGGCACCAGCUCAAGGAGGAUACAUUCAAAGAGUAACAAAUGAUGCACGAGAGGAUGAAAUGGAUGAAAAUUUAGGGCAAGUUUCUGGAAUUGUUGGAAAUUUGAAAGCAAUGGCCGUUGACAUGGGAACAGAACUAGAUAAGCAGAACAGACAGAUUGACAGAAUUACAGAUAAGACGAAUGCAAAUGAAGCUCGCAUCGAGGGUGCAAAUGUGAGGGCCAGAAAGAUUCUAAAGAAUGCAUGACAUCCUUCCGUAAUUUUUCAAGUUUUUCAUUCAAUUACUUGAGCGAGUUAUGUCUAAAGCCUUUUCCUAAUCACAAUCGCAAUUUUCUCAAGAUAUGUAUAUAUGUAUCAAGUGAUUAUUUUUGCAGUAUUCGAAUUUAAACUGUCAGGGAAUAAUUAUUAAUGAUUUAAUCAGCUACAAUAACAGGAACAUAGAUAUCCUAAUUUUUUCCUUUCUUCGGUCUACAUUUAUCUAAAGCUGGGUGUUGUUGCAAGCACCGCAAACACCGGAUUUAAGUACACAGUAUUUGGAUAGAACAAUAAUUAUAUAAUCGAUUUGCCUGUCCGUCUAGGUAAUUUCACAAAGAAGGCUAGCCCUUUGCGUAGCUACAAGUAUGGUUUUCUUAAUAAUGUAGUUUUUUCUAAUAAAAUAAAUUAUUUAGAUAAACUUGUUUUUAUUGUAGUCGACAAUUUCGGUAUCACUGCGAUUUACAGAUCUUUGGUUGAUAACAACAACUUACUCACUGAACAAAUAAACCUGUAUAAGUACGAAAGAUUAUCAUAAAUGUUAUUAUAUUUCUCUUCGUUUUCACCCAUGGUUCGAGAAUCCCUAUGACUCGCACCUCCAGGGGUACGACGAAAAUUUCGAAUUAACGUUAACGAAUAUUCGAAUUAACGUUAACGAGUUAACGAAUAUUCGAAUUAUGGAGGACAUUGGGGAGGCUCGCGUGUAAAUGGGUUUUCGUGUUUGAGGCUUGGCAUGAUAACAAGUGGAAAUGGGCUUGGGCUCUAACACAAUGAAAUCUAUUUCUAUCUAUGUUAUCUUUAAUAAUACUGCUUGAGGGAAUUCGUAUGCUGGCACGCGUCUAGCUGUCAUAAUUUUUCAAGUCCAAACAUGCUGAGAUUUUUAACUUUUCUUUGUAUUCAAAUCGAAACACGACGGUUAUGUUAUCGGAGGUAAUUCCAUAGUCAAAACUUCUUGAUUACUUGCUUCUUGUAUGAAAUAUCGUAAGGCCUCGAAAGCCCUCUAGGGUUUUAUUGGCAAUUUUUGGACGGAGGCUUAUUCGAGCGAGGAAUGGGCGGUAUAAACAAUCAUCUCCAAGUUGACAUACAAAUAGGCCUUUUUAUCGUUUUUUCCGCUAAUUUCAAUUUUGUUUCGUUUGCAAUUUCAUUCAACGGCUCUUUCUAAAAUAUAAAAACAAAGUUUAAAUCAAGGCACAAAUAUACAGUUUAGUCCAAAAAUAUUGAUGUGUUCGUUUUCUUUGGCGAUCUCUUCAUCGAUGUCUUGUUUAUUUUAGGUUUUUUCAUUCACCGCUAAAUUUUGUUUAUAAAUCACGGAUUUGAAUGGUGUAUCUUAUCUUCCUUCUAUAUCUCAAUGAAGCCCCCAUGGGUGCUUACUAAUACGCAAGAGUUGGCAUGUUAAGGUGGGGGCCUAUUCGAGGGGAUAUUUUUACAUAAUCUAACCAGUGUAAUUUUUUGUUAUUCAAAUUGUUUAUGAGAAAGUAGGGUCGACAUUGAGUUUUCCAGUUGCUUAAUGCAGCCUAAGUUUCAGAACUCAUUAUUUAGAAAGAUUCUUCUAAUUCUAAUGUCAUCUAUUUCAAUAUUUCGAGGCCUAUCUGUAAUUUUAUUAUGCCAGUAAGGCUCUUUCUUUCCUAAAGUACGAGAAAUUCGAUAUUUUUUUUUAAAGUUGGAUAUUUGAAUUUCAUUCAGAAACUGAAAAGAAAAUAACACCUAAGAAGAACACUAGUUUUCGAAUGCUCGUAAAACUUCUGUAAAGUAGUUUCCCUUGAUUACGUAUACUGUAAUCUUACAAUGGGAGCAGCCGCUCAAAAAUAACAGAACGACUUAAAAAGGAAGGGGUAAUACUUUGGUGAUAUUUUGUAAUGACAAAUUUGGAAGGUAGGUACUAAGUAUACUUGCUGCGUUUGAAUAUUCUAUAAAACGAUGACUAUAAAUGGUAUAGCCUUGAUUAUAAGAGGUUUCUGAUAUACCCCCUCAUUGAAAACGAGUUGAGUAUGAUUAGAUGGUUAGAAAAGAGAAUAAAAGGUUAACAGAAGAAGCGAUAAAUGGAACUGCAGAAAAGUUGACUUUCUAGUUGACCAAAUUUCUUUAGGCUCGCGGCACUGAUUGGUCAACUAUACCGGUCUAGUGCUUGCGUUUUUCUGAUUGGCCUAUUUCGAUCCACAACUGGGUGUAUAUUUUUCAUCGUGUUCUUUCGGACCCUGAUUCUGACGUUUUAUGCUCUGAGGAGUGUCAGACGAAAAAGCUUUUAGUAUGUUGUAGAAUGUUUGCUUUUUUCAAAGCCAUUUUCAAAUUCUGUACCGCAAAAAAAUUGUU
Rhopilema esculentum is the source of this 3112-nucleotide messenger RNA. RefSeq names its product synaptosomal-associated protein 25. Lineage: Eukaryota; Metazoa; Cnidaria; Scyphozoa; Rhizostomeae; Rhizostomatidae. Gene Ontology annotation, cellular component: plasma membrane; SNARE complex. The record is from RefSeq and is a predicted model, not a curated record. Gene Ontology annotation, biological process: synaptic vesicle priming; exocytosis; synaptic vesicle fusion to presynaptic active zone membrane. Gene Ontology annotation, molecular function: SNAP receptor activity; syntaxin binding.